Diabrotica balteata is the source of this 3001-nucleotide messenger RNA. The record is from the annotation of a GenBank genome assembly. Lineage: Eukaryota; Metazoa; Arthropoda; Insecta; Coleoptera; Chrysomelidae.
AUCCAUCAGUACGUGUAAGGUUCGAAACAGAGAAACUGUUUCAAAUUAAAUGCAAUGGUUUUUGUGACGGCCAAUUUCAAAAAGUGGAGUGUUGUUUGUGCUUUGCUCUAUAUUUUAAAUUUUGCUGAUGGAUUAACUGUAGGUGUGCUUCUCGGAGAUUAUCCCUCCCAGGAACAGCGGCUACUGAAUAGCACCAUUUCCAGAAAAUUUAGCAAAGGGGAGAUAUCGUUUUCGGCGAAUGUGCAGCAUGUUUCCGAAAUUGAUAGUUUUGGUGCCAGCGAAACUUUGUGCCAUGUACUUAAAUCCGGUCUUGGUGUAGCAGCAAUUUUUGGUCCCCGAUAUACACCAGCGACUGCGAUUCUUGAAUCCAUUUGCCUGGAAUUUGAAAUUCCGUAUAUUUCAUCAUCAUGGCGGCCGACGUCUAUAAAGAAUUCGGGAUUCUUUUUAAACUUCUUUCCAGACACAGACUAUUAUUCCAAAGCUUUGGCAGAGAUCAUUCAGAGUUUUGGUUGGAAAAAUUUCGUCGUUGUAUACCAAAACGACGACACCUUAUUAAAAUUUAAGGAUGUUUUGAAAUUCCAGAAGUAUAACGAGAACGACAAAAGGAAUAGAAUAUAUUUCGAGAAGCUAGGUCCAGGCCCUAAUUUUACUAAUGUUUUUGAAAAAAUACAAAAAAUAUCAUCAACAAACAUUAUCCUUGACUGCAAGACUGAGCUAAUUAUACCAGUUCUAAACCAAGCACAAGAGGCAAAUAUGCUUAACGUUUAUAACAGCUACUUUUUGACAAAUUUGGAUGCUCACACCCUAGAGUAUGGUGAUUUGAAUACAACGGCAAACAUAACUACCAUUAGGCUAUUCAACGACAACGACGAAUUUUUAAAAGAAUCUGUACGGAAAAUAGGCUUAGCAGAACUAAUUCAUUACAGAAAGUUAAAGACCGAUACUGCCCUAUUUUACGACGCUAUCUGGUACCUGCAUGACACUAUAAGGUUACUAGGAAGAGUUUCCCUCUUUACAAGUCCAAUAGAUUGUAACGGUACCCAGAAAUUUACGAAAGGCAUGGAACUCUCGAUCGCCAUGAAAAACCGGUAUCCAACUGUCGGUCUCACAGGUCCUAUUCAAUUUGACGAAAAAGGUAGUCGAAUUGAUUUUAAUAUAUUUGUGAUGGACGUAACGCACCAAAAAACUAUUGCGACGUGGUUUGAAGCCAACAAAAGUCUUAGCGUGUUCUCAACGGCCGACGAAACAGUUACUGCUGUGACAAAUCUCCAACAUACUAAGGUUAAAGUUGUUUCAAGACUUGGCGAACCCUACUUGACCUACAGGAUACCGGAAGAAGAUGGCAAGGAGUUAGAAGGAAACGCUAGGUUUGAGGGCUAUUCAAUGGAUCUGAUAUCAAGCAUCGCCAAAAUAGUUGGUUUCGAAUUUGAAAUUUAUGUUGUUGAAGAUAAUAAGUAUGGCUACUAUGAUGAAGAAACAGAUACUUGGACUGGGCUAAUUGGCGAUAUUAUUAGUCAGAAAGCCCACCUGGGGAUUGCAGAUCUUACCAUAACACAAGACCGACAAGAAGUUGUGGACUUCAGUUUACCAUUCAUGACUUUAGGAAUCAGUAUUUUAUACAGAACACCAGACUUUGGAGAAACACGCACAUUUGCAGUAUUAAAUCCAUUUUCUCGUUCUGUUUGGAUGUCUAUAGUUUAUGCUUAUAUCUUUAUUUCUCUUGGAUUAUACAUUAUACUAAGACUAUCACCGAAGGAUUGGGAAGUACGCCAUCCCUGUGACGAACUUGAUGAUACAAUGAAAAAUUAUUGGAAUCUGAAAAAUUGUUUAACUGUGGCUUUUAAGGGCCUUACAUCUCAAAGUAAUGAUAUUUUACCAAAAGGCCAAUCUGCAAGACUCGCUAUCACUGUAUGGUGGCUGUUCAGCUUAUUAAUCUCAAGUAUGUACAUAGCAAAUUUAGCGUUAAUGGUUAACCAAGCCAAUAUGGAGCCAUCUAUAGAAAGUGUUGACGAUUUGGCGACUCAAACAAAGGUAAAAUAUGGUUGUUUAAAUGGAGGCGCUACCCAAAAUUUUUUGAAGACUGCAAAUUCCACGAUUUAUCAAAGAAUGUACGCUACUCUGGAACAAUCACCAAGUUUACUUGCUGAUACUAAUACCGAAGGUAUGGAAAGAGUACUAGAAUCUGAAAAUGGUCUAUAUGCAUUUUUGAUGGAGUCGACUCAAAUUGAAUAUCAAAUACAAAGACACUGCGAACUACGACAAGUUGGAGGAUGGUUAGAUAAUAGAGCAUUUGGAAUUGCAAUGCCGACAGAUGCUAAUUAUCGAGGUGCAAUAAAUAGAGCCAUUUUAAAACUACAAGAAGAUGGAUCACUCAAUGAAUUAAAACUAAAAUGGUGGGUAGAAAAGAAUGAAAAUGAGGAAGAGGACACGGAGCCUUGUCAAUCAGAGAAUCCUGUUUCGACCGAAGAGUUAUCGAUAGAACAUGUGAGAGGACUGUUCAUAAUUUUAGGUAUUGGAAUAGGAAUUGCAUUUGCAGUUGCCCUGUUUGAAUUUUUAUGGAAUUUAAGGCACAUUGCUAAAGACCAAAAUAUAGCUUAUUGUGAUGCACUAUCAGACGAACUUAAAUUUGCCAGCUAUGUUUGGACGAACAGGAGAAAGACAACGUCAUAAUAUAAAAUGUUACUAUUGUCUGCAGAUCUAUAAGCAACCAAAAUAACCAAUCUCUCAGUAUUUGGAAUAUCUUGGUUAAAAUUUUAGCUUGAUAUUUAUAACAAUAAUUUUGAUUCUCUUGAAAUUCUCUAGACUAAUUUAAUAUAUUGACUAUAAAACAUGGAAAUUAUAUUGAGAACAAUUAAAACUUAAACUAAUUAGAUAUGCUUAAUGUAUCCCAAAACAUUACAUCUUGAAAGCAAAUUUUCUUGCAUAAUUAAUUAAUUUAUUUUAUAGCCAGUUUAAUAGCUUUGGUUGAUUUUUGGUUUUGUUGUGUUUUGUUUUCGAUACA